AUGCCUAACAGAGAAUUGGAUAACUGGAAUUCUCUGAUAAUUGAGAGUUUACAUAAUAGGAACCCUAGGAAUUGUUUUGGGAUGUUUAAGAAAAUGAUGGAGGAGAAUAUUUGGCAAAAUUUGGUCUCUUUGAUAAAUCUUUUGAGAGCUAGCACAAAAGUGAAAUCCUUGACAUUAGGGGUGUUGGUUCAUGGUAUAAUUGUUAUUAGCGGCCUUAUUCCAAAUUUAGUUGUAAGAACUGCAUUGUUGACUAUGUACUCCAAACUAGGUAGCUUAAAGAAUGCGAGUUUGAUGUUCAAGGUUGAAAAAUUGAUAAAUAGAAAAUGGGAAGGGGAAAGAUCUCCAUUUACCCCAUUUUAUGGGUUUGAUGAUGCAGUCGAUAUUCUGCAAAAGUCUAUAAGACAAGCACGUAGAAGGAGAGCAAUUGACGAAAUCAAAUUUUACGACAAAGAAGCUGUAGAAAUCAGCGCAAAGCUGCUUGAGAAACUACACUGCCUGGAACUCCAGAAUUAUAAUCCAGAAUUCUACACUGCCUGGAACUAUCGGAAACUUGAUGUUGAGUAUUUUCUGAGUCAACCCGGUUCCAAUCCUGUCUCUAUUCUGAAUGAGGAACUCCGCGUUAAUCAAUGUGUAAACUCAGAGAAGACUCUUUCUCUCAAUUUUGAUGUUUCAGGUGUUUUAUUCGACCGUUCAGAUAAAGAGCUUUUCUGCUUGGUGAAGUGCUCUUUGCAAAUGUAUGCAAAGUUUGGUGAAGCGGACCCAUCUCGGCUACUAUUUGACCACCUUUAUCCAAAGGGUCUUAUUGCUCGGACUGCAAUGAUAUCUUCUUAUGCUCAAAUUGGGUACACGAGUGAGGCUCUCGAUAUAUUUAUAUGCAAUUAG
Molecule: messenger RNA, 882 nt
Organism: Spinacia oleracea (spinach)
Lineage: Eukaryota; Viridiplantae; Streptophyta; Magnoliopsida; Caryophyllales; Amaranthaceae
Product: pentatricopeptide repeat-containing protein At1g18485-like
Exons: 6
Coding region: 1-882 (293 amino acids)
Biological process (GO): RNA modification
Molecular function (GO): RNA binding; protein binding
Source: RefSeq, a predicted model, not a curated record